Rubroshorea leprosula is the source of this 2335-nucleotide messenger RNA. NCBI's taxonomy places the organism in Eukaryota, Viridiplantae, Streptophyta, Magnoliopsida, Malvales, Dipterocarpaceae. The record is from the annotation of a GenBank genome assembly.
GAUUCUGGAAAUCUUGUUCUAUGGGAUAGAAUUGCUGGUAAAUUAGAAAGUAUUUUAUGGCAAAGCUUUGACUAUCCUACUGAUACUUUGUUGGCAGGGAUGAAAUUUGGAUGGGACUCAACGACUGGUCUUAAUCGACAGCUAUCAGCGUCGAAGUCCCAAGAUGAUCCAUGCCCUGGAGACUUAACUUAUGGGGUAGAAACAUAUAAUUUUGCUGAUUUUGUUAUGUGGAAAGGCUCAAAAAAGUAUUUCAGGUUAGGACCCUGGAAUGGCAAUGGAUUCAGUGGUUCAUCAAACAUCAAUCCCUUUCCGUAUGUAACGUUCAACAUCAUCUCAAAUGAAGAUGAGACUUCCUCCACAUAUUUCAUCAGUAAAAAAUCAUUAAUCACAAGGGUUGUUUUAAACCAAACAUCCAGUAGGUUGGAGCGCUCCAUGUGGAAUGAAAAAGUUGGGGAUUGGAUAUUGUUCAAUUAUUAUCCAAGGGAUGACUGUGACAACUAUGGGAUUUGUGGGGUAUAUGGAACCUGUGUUGGUACAAUGCUGCCACCUUGUCAAUGUUUGAAGGGUUUCAGGUUUAAAUCACAGGAAGGGAACUCAGUGGACUGGUAUCAGGGGUGUGUGCGCAAUAACCCAUUAGACUGCCAGAAAGGAGAUGGGUUUAUCAAACUUAGUGGGUUGAAACUACCAGAUACUGAACAUUCUUGGGUGAAUGAAAGCAUGGAUCUCAAUCAGUGCAGGGCUAAAUGCUUAGAGAAUUGUUCUUGUAUGGCCUAUACAACCUUGGAUAUUAAAAAAGCUAGUGGAUGUGCAAUCUGGUAUGGUGAUCUAUUUGAUCUUAAACAGGUCCAGUUUGUUGGACAGGAUUUAUAUAUUCGAAUGUCUGCUGUUGAUUCAGACCAUGAAGAGACAAAAGGCAACACUAAAAUGAAGGUAGCAAUAAUAAUUGCAGCUGCCAUUCUUGGAGUUAUUAGUGUUGUAAUCACCUAUUACAUUAGCAGGAGGCAUCGAAACAUGGAAGGAAGAGAAAAUGGCUGGGGCAACGAAAGGCAAAAUGAAGAUAUGGAACUCCCAUUAUUUGAGUUAGCUAUAAUAUCCAAAGCUACCAAUGACUUCUCUUCCCACAACAAGCUAGGAGAAGGUGGCUUUGGGCCUGUAUACAAGGGUACUCUGCCAGAUGGAAAAGAAAUUGCUGUGAAGAGGCUCUCAAGAAACUCUGGACAAGGAUUAGUUGAGUUCAAGAAUGAAGUAGCACUUAUAGCUAAACUUCAACAUCGGAAUCUUGUAAAGCUUCAAGGAUGCUGCAUUCAUGGAGAGGAGAAACUGUUGAUUUACGAAUAUAUGCCGAAUAAAAGUUUGGACUUCUUCAUUUUUGAUGAUACAAGAAGGAAAUUAUUAGAAUGGUCAAGGCGUUUUCACAUUAUUUGUGGAAUCGCUAGAGGGCUUGUCUAUCUACAUCAAGAUUCUCGAUUGAGGAUCAUACAUAGAGAUCUCAAAGCAAGCAAUGUUUUGCUUGAUGGUGAAAUGAACCCCAAAAUUUCGGACUUUGGCAUGGCUAGAACAUUUGGAGAACAGUCUGAGGGGAACACAAAGAGAGUGGUUGGAACCUAUGGUUAUAUGGCACCAGAAUAUGCCAUUUAUGGGCAAUUCUCUAUAAAAUCUGAUGUGUUUAGCUUUGGUGUACUGUUACUGGAGAUGAUAAGUGGGAAGAAGAAUAGAGGGUUUAACCAUGUCAACGAUAGCCUUAACCUUAUUGAACAUGCAUGGCGAUUGUGGAAAGGAGGACAUCCUUCUGAGCUGAUUGACUCACUUAUAAAAGAGUCUUGCAAUCUAUCUGAAGUAUUAAGGUGCAUCCACAUUAGUCUCUUAUGUGUUCAACAACACCCUACAGACAGGCCAAGUAUGUCAUCUGUGGUUUUGAUGCUGGGCAGUGAGAUAACCUUGGAACAACCCAAAAGACCAGGUUUUCUCUUUGACAAGAAAUCACUUGAGACAAUUUCUUCAUCCAUUAAACUGGAAUCAUCUUCAACCAAUGAACUUAGCCUCUCCGUGUUAGAGGCACGAUAAAGGUUUUACUCGAAAACUACACACCUUGUACCACGUAAGUUUCUGAAUGUUGUUCAGGAAUGCAUGACAUAUACCUUAACUGUUAUUUCAAUCUUCUACUCUUAUGUAGUUGAAUAUUCUAAGUAGCUAACUGGAACUAAUUUCUACUCUUUAACGAUCACCAUUUUCACCCAAUUUCGGCUUGCUUGAUUUUGUUUUUUAUUCUUGAAUAGCCAGUUAAAUAUGGCAGUGGGUGAAAUGGAACUUGUAAACGCCAGACGAGUCCUGUUUU